UCCUCCCUCGCCAUCUCCAUCCCUCAACUUGGAGAGUCGCCACAUCAAGAUAUUUUCUCUCUCUAAACCACCCCCCCCUUCUUUUUCUCUCUCCUCUUUCAGAGCUUCGAUGCGCGCAUAAAGCUCGCCCAAGUCUCUUUAUCUCCGCCUCCUCUGUGUUGAGUUCGCGAUUCUCCGUCGGCCGAGGCGAACGAUGUUGUGACCCCAUCCGAGAACGGAGGAGGAAGAAGAGAGGGCCGAGCUUGGAGAUUCAACUCAGAUUCUUCGUCUUGUUCCGAACGUUUCUUUGAUCGCUGCGGAGGCUCUGGGAGGAGCAGCAUGGACAGAGGAGGAGGAUCCGGCGCCGGAUCUUGCUACUACGCCGUCCUUGGGGUUGGCAGGGACUCCUCCUUCUCUGACAUUCGAUCGGCCUACCGCAAGCUCGCCAUGAAAUGGCACCCGGACAAAUGGGCACGGAACCCGCAGGUCGCUGGAGAGGCAAAACGGCGGUUUCAGCAGAUUCAGGAGGCUUACUCUGUGCUGUCGGAUCAGAGCAAGAGGUCAAUGUACGAUGCUGGGCUCUACGAUCCGCUCGAGGAAGAAGACGAGGACUUCUGCGACUUUAUGCAAGAGAUGAUUUCCAUGAUGAACAACAUCAAGGACGAGGGAGAUAGCUUUGAGGACCUCCAGAGGAUGUUCGAGGACAUGGUGGGCGGUGGAGAGGGCCCUGGAUUUGACUUUGCGCCUGAUCCGACGGCCUCCAAGAAGCCACGCGUGAACAAGUCCAUGGCGAGCUCCGCGAGGCUCAAUUCGUCUCGCUGUUAGGUUGGCCCCCAAUGCACCCCCCCGCCCCCAAAUGGCACGCGCCACCGGUCAUAGUUUUAACGCCCCCAACCCCUGCCACCGCCUCUAACUGUCGGCAUUGAGCGUUAAUUAACGCCUUAAUCUCUGAUUAAAGAUCUGAUUUUUGGUGGUGGUGGAGAGAUUGGAUAUUCCCGAGUGUUUCGAAUUCGUGGUGGGCUUGCGAGGGGCCCAACAGUCGGGAAUCUUUUGGGUCGACUGUUGAAGAAAUAGUUAAUAAAAUUAUAAGGGUUUGUGGUAGUGAUGUGUGUUUUUUUGUGGUGA
Molecule: messenger RNA, 1104 nt
Organism: Rhodamnia argentea
Lineage: Eukaryota; Viridiplantae; Streptophyta; Magnoliopsida; Myrtales; Myrtaceae
Product: dnaJ homolog subfamily B member 6
Exons: 5
Coding region: 319-804 (161 amino acids)
Source: RefSeq, a predicted model, not a curated record